AGGCGUCUUCAUUCUCAAAACAUUUUCUUCCAAAGGUUUUACAAAAGUAGUGAGAUAAACUCACAGAAUGGCAACCCCAAAAGAAGACUUGCUCACCAAGGUGUCUACAGAAGGAGCAACCGACUUCGUCCAACUCUAUCAUUCGGCACUCUCCUCCAACAAACGCUCAAUAGCCUCCUUCUACAGCUCCGCGCCAACAAACAUCCUCUUCAACGGAAACGUUAUCGCAGACGGUGCCGCGGUCGAAGACAUCUUUACCAACCAACUACCCACAACACGUCAUGAUAUACAGUCUGUCGAUUGUCAAAUUAUAAACAAAACCUAUCCUACAACCACCCCCGGUAAAACAGCUAGAGAGAACGCCAAAAAUAUUUCCAUGCUGGUGAUUGUGAGUGGAUCGGUGCAGUACGGAGGCAAGGACUCCCCGCAACAUGGAUUCAGUGAGACGUUUGUUUUGAUACCGAAUGUCGAAAACAAGGAGAAGAAUCGAAAGGAUUGGCUUAUUCAGAGUCAGAAUUUUCGAUUGGUCGUUUGAUUGGAUUAUGGUCACCGGGCAUCUCACCCUUCCGCGGAUGCACCAAAAUAGGCGAUUCUCAAUGUCAUACGGGGUACCACAACAGCAAACAUACAAAUACAUCGGUUAAUUUGUUGUCUAUGGUACUGGGACGUUUUAACUCCUCGUUGGCCGCAAGUUCGCUUUGACUCGUUCUAUGAGUACUUCUCGGGAUGCCUUAUCUGACGCCAUAAGAUUUCUCUGCAGACAGUUAGUGUUGUCCAUAAACGAUGAUGGGCAGUCUGCUUACUGCUCGAAGCCACCUCUUCAGCUCUUCUGUCGUCCAUUCUUCGGGUUCUACAAAGUCAGCAUAGGCUAUCAGCAAUGCUGUGACCAAAACAUACCUCCUUUAGGAUCUGGUUCUGCGGGAAACAUGUCGCUGCCCCAUAUCGACCAAGCCGAUACGGCUGUGACGAUUCCGGCGAAUCCUGUUGUCAUUAGUACAUUUGUCAUGUAUCCUGAAUUGCGAAGAAUAUAUACCCAGAAGAAGGUUCUACACGUGUUAGUUAGAUGUUGCCAGAACUUGGAGUGGUUCGCACCUUGGAAGAUAGAGCUUUGUCUAAUUGAGUUGGCAUUACGACGG
Messenger RNA from Talaromyces stipitatus ATCC 10500, 1136 nucleotides. Its product is annotated as nuclear transport factor 2 domain protein, putative. NCBI's taxonomy places the organism in Eukaryota, Fungi, Ascomycota, Eurotiomycetes, Eurotiales, Trichocomaceae. The coding region runs from base 68 to 535 and encodes 155 amino acids. The transcript has 2 exons. Gene Ontology annotation, biological process: protein import into nucleus. The record is from RefSeq and is a predicted model, not a curated record. Gene Ontology annotation, cellular component: nuclear pore central transport channel.